GCACCGAACAAACCUAAAACCAAGCUUGCAUUUCAUCUGCCCCCCUUUAUCCUUCCAUAAACCCUAAAACCCUAAAAACUUAUGGAUCCAGGAAGGAAGACAGACGCCCAGAACUCAACAAUGACAGAUGCUAUGCCGGCAUCAAAGACCAGGUUCGAGUUCGAAGAUGCAGACGAAACCAUAGAAGAAGCAGCCACCGGCAGCUCGAACUUGGAGGAGGAUUCUGCCAUGUGUGAGCCCGAGGAUUCUUCCAUUGUUGGUGCUGAUAAGACCAGCGCUGAUUAUUACUUCGAUUCAUACUCUCAUUUCGGUAUUCAUGAGGAAAUGCUGAAGGAUGUGGUUAGAACGAAGACCUACCAAAAUGUUAUUUAUAAGAACAAAUUUUUAUUCAAGGACAAGAUUGUUCUUGAUGUUGGUGCUGGGACAGGAAUACUAUCCCUCUUCUGUGCAAAAGCUGGGGCAAAGCAUGUGUAUGCUGUUGAGUGCUCGCAGAUGGCUGACAUGGCACAAGAAAUUGUUAAAGCAAAUGGUUUCUCAAGUGUUAUAACUGUUUUGAAGGGAAAAAUUGAAGAAAUUAACCUUCCAGUUCCUCAAGUGGAUAUUAUUAUUUCAGAAUGGAUGGGGUACUUUCUGUUAUAUGAGAACAUGUUGAAUACCGUUUUGUAUGCUCGUGACAAAUGGUUGGUUAGCAACGGAAUUGUGCUACCUGAUAAUGCAUCUCUCUAUCUGACAGCAAUCGAGGAUGCCGAAUACAAAGAGGACAAGAUUGAAUUUUGGAACAACGUAUACGGCUUUGACAUGAGCUGCAUUAGGAAGCAGUCCAUGAUGGAACCGCUUGUUGACACAGUUGACCAGAAUCAAAUCGUCACAAAUAGCCAAUUACUUAAGACCAUGAAUAUCUCGAAGAUGACGUCUGGGGAUGCAUCCUUUACAGCUCCUUUUAAGCUUAUUGCUCAACGUGAUGAUUACAUUCAUGCUCUUGUAGCGUACUUUGACGUCUCUUUUAGCGUGUGUCACAAAAUGACGGGGUUCUCUACAGGUCCAAAAUCAAGGAAUACACAUUGGAAGCAAACGGUGUUAUAUCUUGAAGAUGUGUUGACUAUAUGCCAAGGCGAGUUUGUUGCUGGAAGCAUGACGGUGACUCAAAACAAGAAAAACCCGCGAGAUGUUGAUAUCACUCUCAAGUACACGCUAAACGGUCGUCGCACCACCAUCUCGAGAACCCAACAAUACAAAAUGCGUUAAAAUUGACGGAGAAGAUCGGUUUGUAGCGCAAAAUGGAGGGAAGUCCAUCUGGGGUGUUUUUGCAAGUGGUUUAAAAUCCCAGUUUAUGCAUCAAAUUUUGUAUCCCAAAUUGAUUCUUUUAAUUAAUGAUGAUUUAAUGA
This is a messenger RNA of Cynara cardunculus var. scolymus (artichoke), 1385 nucleotides long. Its product is annotated as protein arginine N-methyltransferase 1.1-like. The transcript has 9 exons. The record is from RefSeq and is a predicted model, not a curated record. NCBI's taxonomy places the organism in Eukaryota, Viridiplantae, Streptophyta, Magnoliopsida, Asterales, Asteraceae. Gene Ontology annotation, molecular function: protein-arginine N-methyltransferase activity. Gene Ontology annotation, cellular component: nucleus. Gene Ontology annotation, biological process: peptidyl-arginine methylation. Bases 82 to 1245 code for a protein of 387 amino acids.